AUGGUAGGUUGGUCAGCAGUGGUGUUUUUGCUGGGAGUGUUCUUUGAAACUACAAUGGGCUUGAUUACACUGGACAUGGCUCUGAACUCAGUAGAUGACAUGUACGCUGGCUGUGAAGACAAGAUGGGGCAUAAAGUGAAGACUGAGUUUCUGCUGAAUGAGAAAAAUCAGAACAAAAAUUUCUCCCUAGCCUGGAAUGAAGCAGUAAAAUACUACAAUAAGAAAUGGAGACCCAAACAUGGAAAGGCCCCCACAAGAACCCUGACGAAAGAGGAAAUCAUGGCCAUUUAUGUGUACACUAUGGAUAAACCCAAAGUCUACGCUGAAUUCAAUGAUGCAGUUAGAACACAGAAAAUGAAGUACAAAACAACUUUCAAAUACCACACUCUGCACUUCUUCCUCACAAGUGCCCUGAAAAAGCUCAGCACUCACAGAGGUACCCUAAAAAGAUGCCUGACUGGCUAUAGAAGGGUCAACAGUUACUUCAGCCAAGAUGUCCUUAACAAGCAGAUUCGCUUUGGCUCUUUUACCUCCAGUUCAAUGCUUGGUUAUCAGCAUCCUAACAGAUUUGGUGAUGAGACAUGCUUUGAGCUCUCCACCUGUUUUGGAGCUGACAUAUCCCUGUACUCUAAGUUUGGAGAAGCGGAAGCAGAAGUUUUAAUUCCCCCAUAUGAGGCAUUUAAAGUGACCCAGAUCAACAGGAGAUCAGAGCAAAAAAAACUUCCAUGUGAUGUUGUGUUUAAACUGAAAAGCACACAGAAAGCAAUUUCUAACCUUAACUGUGCUUUCUUCUGA
Molecule: messenger RNA, 795 nt
Organism: Cyprinodon tularosa
Lineage: Eukaryota; Metazoa; Chordata; Actinopteri; Cyprinodontiformes; Cyprinodontidae
Product: NAD(P)(+)--arginine ADP-ribosyltransferase 1-like
Exons: 2
Coding region: 1-795 (264 amino acids)
Molecular function (GO): NAD+ poly-ADP-ribosyltransferase activity; NAD+-protein-arginine ADP-ribosyltransferase activity
Source: RefSeq, a predicted model, not a curated record